AUGACAGAGACGAGUGCAGAAUAUUGGCAGAUGUUACAUAACAAUGAUGAGGGAAAUUCCACAGUGUACAAGAUGGCCCUGUGGAAUUUAAAUGUGCUUGGAAGCAUGAGGGACCAGGCCAUCACCUUGCUGGUGGCAGUGUUAAGGCACAUUAGGGUGCUAAUCAACACAGCACCACAGCCCAAAGAGAGCUUAGAGGCAAUAUAUGAGUGGGUGGAGGACUGGGACCAGACCUGGGCUGGGAUCUACUUGUGGUGGAAGUAUGUUGAUAAGAACAAGAUUUCUAUCCCGAAGGUGCAUGAUGCCAACCUACAUGACAUGACCAAGGAAUCUGCAAUAUGGCAGAACAAGGUGAUCCCUGGGGCAAUAGCAAUAGCAGAUCUCCAGUGGCCAGAAGGGCAGCAUAGGUUCAACAUUGAUGACCUUUUUGAGGACUACCAGGAGUCAGUAGAGGAGAGAGCACAGAUGGAGGCUGAGAGGUUGGCCAAGGCACCAUCCAUGCACACCUGGGGCCAAGCAGCAAGAGGUGAGGGCCGAGACUGCACACCAGAAGACACCAAAGGAAACCCAUCAAGAGGAGCUGCAUGCUUGACAGGGGAGGGCUCUGGUAGUGUGAGCAAGGGAAAAUGGAAGCAGAAGGCCACCAGUGAGGAGGAUGAGCUGGCUGAUGAUGAUGAGGGCAAUGGUGAACCAGGUCCAUCCACAAAGGGACCUCAUGCAGCUGGGGACAACAAGCCCUGCAAGACAUGUGCCCAGGAAAACCUUGCAUGCAUUGGGGAGCCAGAGGCAUCCUGCAAAUGGUGCAGGAAGGCAAAACACAAGUGCUUGCACUCUCAAGGUGUAGGGAGAAAGCAAAAGAACUCUGGUACCAUUGGGGAGGCAGGGCUGUCCCACAAACAAGUCAAAUUGUUUAUGACCUCAAAGCCAGCCCCAGCAGAAUCUGCAACUGAACCUGUCAAGAAGCUUACUCUGAAAAUUCUGGCUUGA
Molecule: messenger RNA, 987 nt
Organism: Pisolithus orientalis
Lineage: Eukaryota; Fungi; Basidiomycota; Agaricomycetes; Boletales; Pisolithaceae
Exons: 6
Coding region: 1-987 (328 amino acids)
Source: RefSeq, a predicted model, not a curated record